AGCUGGUGACGCAACCCGAGCAGUCUCCAAGGGUCGCCAGAGAGAGUGGACUCACGUUUACCAAGGACGUUCAACACCGUAUAAAUGUUGUCCUAUAUCGGCAGAUCAAGCCAACUGGCCCCUACCCUCAAGGGCUCGGCACAGGCAGUAGCCAGUGGCUUGAGAAACACUGUUGUUCCAGGUGCGUUUGAGGAGGCGGCGGUUGUAGUUCAACCUCUACCUCUGCUCCUUACAACCACCGCCAUGGCCAAGAGGUGCCCUACCGGCCCAAUUAAAGCAAAAGCCGGUAUUGCAGCUAGCUCACAAGUACGUUAUGCCCACACUGACAUCCAAGUACCAGACUUUGGUGCAUAUCGACGUGACGACGUAAAGGAUUCUCGUAGCAAGGCUGGAGAGUCCGCAUCCUCUCGAAGAAGUUUCACGUACAUGCUUGUUGGAGGUGGCACUGUAGGAGGAAUUUAUAGUGCUAAAUCAGUAGUAACACAGUUUGUGUCAACCAUGUCUGCCACUGCUGAUGUGUUGGCCUUGGCAAAGAUUGAAAUUAAGCUCGAUGAUAUUCCCGAGGGAAAGUCUGUCACCUUCAAGUGGAGAGGCAAACCUCUUUUUGUCAGACACAGGACCGAUGAAGAAAUUGAAACUGAAGGCAAUGUGGACGUUGCUAGCUUGCGUGAUCCUGAGCACGACAGUAUUCGCUGUACAGAUCCCAAAUGGCUGGUGGUCCUUGGUGUGUGUACCCACCUGGGAUGUGUACCAAUUGCUGAUGCAGGUGAUUUUGGUGGGUAUUACUGCCCCUGCCAUGGCUCUCACUACGAUGCAGCUGGUCGUAUUCGCAAGGGUCCUGCACCACUCAACUUGGAAGUCCCAGUACACAUCUUCACAGAUGAUUUACUUAUUGUAGGCUAAGUCUACAAAGUUAAUAGUAUAUUUUUAAGGUUGACUUUAAUUAAUUAGAACUGACGAGGUCAAUUAAUAUUAUUUAUUAUUUUUACGGUAAGAUGAAUAUUUGUCUGCUGCAAAGGUCCACCUCUGUCGAGGAAUAUAAUGACUUCUGGAUAAAUUUGUGGUAAUUAAGCCAAAAACCUGAGUAAAUCAUUGAAGCAGAAUUGUAUUAAACCUUUUCAGGUGCAUUUUGAAAUUUUAGAAAAAUAGACUGGGUUUGAUUAUUAUGGGUGUACAAAAAGGCUGCAGGAAAAGUAUAUAUUAUAAACCCAGUGGUGUAGAUAUUGUAUAAAAAUAGCAACUGUUUCACAUCUUGAUUCUUGGUUGCUGACAAGUAAUGGCAAAAUGUAAUAUAAAAGGAAAUUUUACAUAU
This is a messenger RNA of Homarus americanus (American lobster), 1312 nucleotides long. It is a transcript of the gene RFeSP, whose product is annotated as cytochrome b-c1 complex subunit Rieske, mitochondrial-like. Gene Ontology annotation, biological process: mitochondrial electron transport, ubiquinol to cytochrome c. Gene Ontology annotation, cellular component: membrane. The transcript is spliced from 5 exons. Gene Ontology annotation, molecular function: quinol-cytochrome-c reductase activity; 2 iron, 2 sulfur cluster binding. The record is from RefSeq and is a predicted model, not a curated record. Bases 85 to 903 code for a protein of 272 amino acids. NCBI's taxonomy places the organism in Eukaryota, Metazoa, Arthropoda, Malacostraca, Decapoda, Nephropidae.